UCCAGCAGCCGCCCGGCACCGUGCGCACCGACCGGGCCGCGCAGAGAGAAGAGCGCGCGCGUCCAGAGGAGCGACAGAGCCCGCAAAUACAGGACAGACACCUGUCGUUUCUACCCGAGUCCGAACCACGCAAGGAUUCUGAGGUGGGGGGUAGGAUGGAAGAUUUGGGGAAAGUAUCCCCAUCUAACCUCAGAGUUCCGGUCAUGUUUGACUCCUGGCGAAAGUGGAGCCGAACGUUUUUGCGCGUAACCGGACUCGCUCGCCGUCUCCGCGCGUAAAAUGAAAAAGGCGUGCGAUGGUUUCGGCUCUCUGGUAACUAUGGGCGCGCGAAUCGUGGAGUCCAACUCCAGCGGCAACUUGACUCCCUUCGUGUCCGAGGCCGGGCCCGCGCUGCCCGGCUACCUGGCGGUGAUCCUGUCGGUGCUCAUGGUGACUCUGGUGGUCGUCGUGGUGGCCGGAAACGCGCUGGUCAUCAUGGCUUUUAUUGUGGAUAAAACCCUGAGGACUCAAAGCAACUACUUCUUUCUCAACCUGGCCAUCUCUGAUUUCCUCGUGGGGGCCUUCUGCAUCCCGAUGUACAUCCCGUACAACCUGACAGGCCGAUGGAUGCUGGGUAAAGGGCUCUGCAAGGUGUGGCUGAUCAUGGACUACCUGCUCUGCACGGCCUCCGUCUUCAACAUCGUCCUCAUUAGUUACGACCGCUUCCUGUCCGUCACGAGAGCGGUCAAAUAUCGGGCGCAGCGGAACAUGACCCGCCAGGCCGUCCUCAAGAUGGUGGCGGUGUGGGCGCUGGCCUUCCUCCUUUACGGCCCCGCCAUCAUCUUCUGGGAGGGGGCCGUCGGGCAGAGCGUCGUCCCGGCGCACGAGUGCUACGCCGAGUUCUACUUCACCUGGUACUUCCUGCUCAGCGCCUCCACCUUCGAGUUCUUCGCCCCCUUCGUGUCCGUGGCGUUCUUCAACCUCAGCAUCUACCUGAACAUCCACCAGAGGACCAAGACCGUGAGCGCCGGCGUGGACGACGAGGUCAGGGUGCAGCGGGUGCCCAAGCGGCACCGAGACGGGGCCGGGCGCUCCGUGUCCUUCGUGAAGACCCGCAAGGUGUCGUCCACCGAGCCCACCGCCAUCUCGGCGGUCAUCGAGGACAUUGCCGACGUGCUGUCCCCGUCCUCCUGCGGGGACGCCGACAACACGCAGAUCUUCAUGAGGACCGAGAAGUUCUCCCCGGACAGGAGGAACCGGCGGCUGUUCCAGGGCUCCGCCCUCUGCGCGGCGCCGGGCCGGAGGACGCAGGCGUCCCGCCUCUCCCGGGACAAGAAGAUCGCCAAGUCUUUGGCCAUCAUCGUGUGCAUCUUCGGGAUCUGCUGGGCUCCCUACACCCUCCUGAUGAUCAUCCGCGCCGCCUGCAGCGGCGAGUGCGUGGCCAACCACUGGUACGACAUCACCUUCUGGCUCCUGUGGCUGAACUCGGCCAUCAACCCGUUCCUGUACCCGCUGUGCCACAGCAGCUUCCGCAGGGCCUUCGCCAAGAUCCUGUGUCCCAAGAGGCAGUCGGUGCAGCCGCAGAUCGAGGCGCAGUCGUGUUAGACGGACGAGUCAAACACUGUAAAAAAAUCAUUCUGUUCUUCCAUCCAAAAAAAAAGAAGGUGAAGCUGUUUCACGGCGCAUUACACGGCAAAACGUUGCAGCACAGGCGUCACGUUACCAGCGGACCUCAUGUGACCUGUACAGCGCCCCC
Messenger RNA from Pungitius pungitius (ninespine stickleback), 1735 nucleotides. RefSeq names its product histamine H3 receptor. Gene Ontology annotation, cellular component: dendrite; synapse; plasma membrane. Gene Ontology annotation, molecular function: histamine receptor activity; G protein-coupled serotonin receptor activity; G protein-coupled acetylcholine receptor activity. Gene Ontology annotation, biological process: chemical synaptic transmission; adenylate cyclase-inhibiting G protein-coupled acetylcholine receptor signaling pathway; G protein-coupled receptor signaling pathway, coupled to cyclic nucleotide second messenger. The record is from RefSeq and is a predicted model, not a curated record. Bases 280 to 1584 code for a protein of 434 amino acids. Lineage: Eukaryota; Metazoa; Chordata; Actinopteri; Perciformes; Gasterosteidae. The transcript has 3 exons.